CUCCGGUGAAAGGCUGCGUGAGCAGCAGGUCCGGCGAUUCCUGCGUCUUUCGCCAGUCGUAACCGCGCCGUUCGUGAAGCCGCGUCAGCGCUUUUCACUUUCCACCCGGAGGAGUCUUCGCGAGAUUCUGAAAGAGUAUACAGAUAUAGUAAGUGUUUGUCCGAGCCGCGCCGCAAAAGAGACAACCAGGUGUAAGAAAAGGAGAAGAUCUAAGCUCUCGCUACUACUAAGAGAGAUCUUCUCGACAUGUGAUGUAACCAUAAAGUACCGUUUAUUGCUUACUAUCUUUACUAUAACUAAACUAUCCAGGUAGCUGUGUGUGUGGUUUUGUAUUUUAAUCCGAUAAAAAAAAAUUAAUCGGGGAAGAACACAAGUUUAAUCAAAAAUAAAUAAAUAAUCUUAAAUAAUAAUUUGAAUUUUUGUGGAAAAGAACAAAAAAAAACUUUUGGUGUCGCGGAGCUUUUCGUUUAGUUUCCGGACAUGUUUUCCUUGGGGAAAACCGUUUUCUAUACAUGUCUUUUCUGGUUGAUGUGUGUGGGAGUGGAAUCACAAGAUUCAAACUACUUCUUCACCGAUCAACAACCGCGCUUCCUACAGAAUUUUCCCACCCAGGACGAUUUCGGGAAUCAAGACGUCACGCACUUUCGCCCGUCGGAAACCUUUCGGCCUUUCGACUCGUUCCUCCAACAACCUGACCUGCAAACUUCCGAUUUGCCGCCACAUUUACAACAAACAUUACCCCAAUAUCGAUUUUCUGGAUUACCUUUAACCACAAAAGAACCAUCCGGAUUUAAACUCACCACCAGCAACAAUAACUAUCAAGAAAGUUCAAAAAACAUCCCACCUUCAACACAUCGACCGAACUAUUCCCACAUUUUUAAGAAUCGCGAUCCAAAAACGGAAACUUUUUUGGGGCAAAUAACUGUGGAUAGCCCGGCGGAGUUGCCGCCGGAAUUUAAUCGAUUCAAAUCGGUUCUUGGAUUUCAAAGAACCCCGCCGCCUCCAGCUGAGUGGUCGCCGAAACCAAAGUAUAUAAAUAGCCAAGAAAAUAACGUUAAUCAAAAUUUGGAUUUUGGGGCUAGAUCGAAUUCGGUGAGUUUUGGAAAACCCACGCGAAGCACAUUUUUAAAUCAUCGCACAAGAAUAUUUGCCCCAUCUAACGAAGAAAUUAAAAAACCCAUAGCUAAAGAUUAUUUUAUUACUGAUGGCGGGGAUGUUGUUAAUGCCAAAAAUGAACAUGAUAAAGCAACAACAACUGAAGGAGCUUUUGAAUUUGUUAAAAUUACAAAUGGGGAUCGCACCACGACGGAAUCAAAUUUAGAAUCUUUACUUGAAGAACCAAUUAAUAGUAAAGAAUCCUCGAAGCAUGGAAAACAAGAUGUCCAAGUUAUCCAAUCGGUUACCGUACCUCCAGAUCAAUUGUAUACGUUGCCACAAGAAGAUUACGAAGAGGAGUUAUCUAGCGAGGAUUACGAGGAGUAUGAAACGAACACUAACGAACCAAUUUCGAAUAAAACUUCGACCGUAAAUAUAAAUGAAGUGAAUAAGCAGCAUGAGAUAACAGAAAACGAAGAAAAAAAUAAUAACAGUAUUAACAUAACAAAGAAAGAUCAAUCAAAUGAGACUAAUCAUGAUGAUUUAGCCCCAACUAAGAAAUUGGAGGAGGAUUAUGAAUACGAAGAUUAUCAAGAAACGGAAGAUUCAACCGAAGAAAUCAAAAAGGAUUACGACAAUGAAACGAAAACAAAUCCCCAAGAAACUACAACGAUGAUGAUUCAAGAAACCACCGUGAAAAAUGAUGAUCAAAAUAAUUCUUCUUUGGAAGCUCAAGAAGAAAUCACGACAAAUUCUCCAACAGAAUCACCGCUAAAUAAAUCUUUAAAAGAAACUGAAGAAAUUACAUCGGAUGCCCAAGAGGAAAUAAGCGCGGAAAAUAAUUUAAACGACCAUGUUGAAGAUGAAGAGGAAUACGAGGAUGAUGGUGGUAAAGAAGAUUUAAAUGAAAUUCCCGAUCCAAAUAUCAAUAAAACCUUCGAAGUCAUUACGAUGAAACCCCCCAUAAAAAAUGAAACCGAAAAGAAUGAGUUUAAAGAUUUCACGGAUUCAGACAGCAUCGAUACAACCGAUCCAUCUCAUUUGAGCACAAAUUCAAAUGAAGAAACUCAAAUAAGCGAGACAAAACCGGGCUUGAAUAAUGAAAGUGUUGUUUCAGUCUCUGUUGUAACAACAAAAAGUGUUAUAAAUAACACGAUAAUUGGAACGGUAACUCCGCUUCCGAUGACUACGCAACAAAUGAUGGUGCAAAGCGAAAAUAGUACGGAUUCUUGGAUCGUAAUUGCUUCCGUGCAAACGAGUCGGAGUGUUUCGGGAGCUAGAUAUAUUCCAUCUGGAAUUGUUGAACAACAAGAAAGAAAAACUUUAAUUAAUGGGAAGGAUCGAGGGCUUCUCGAACCUGAUAACGAUGACAUAACAACGGUGAAAUCAUCAACGGAGAGCUUAAUCGAUAAAUUAGAUCGGGUUCAAUCAGAUUUAUCGAGUAAAUAUUUACCGAGCCAAUUCAAAAAUGAUGAUAAUAAUUAUAUUAUUAGUAACGGAAAAGAUGAUGACAUGUUGGUUGUUGAAACCACAUCAAUUCCCUCAACAACUUCAACAACCUCAACAACAAUAAGAACUACGAGUCUUCCUCCAGUUAAAAUAAGAAAAUUCUCCCCAGCGGCGAGACCAACAACUGUUAAACCAAAGCGGAUUUACCCAAAACCAACUCCAAGAACCACAGAAUCACCGAAAAUUGAGUUUGAGCUGCCGCAAGGUGAUCAACCUUUCCAACAAAAUGGCACAACCGGGAGGUCAUCUGGUUCGCAAGGUAAAAUUACCGUUCAAGAUAUUUCCUCGUUGCUACCGGAAGGAUAUAAACCGCCUCCAUCCAAAGAAACCCAACAAACUGGUUCAAAAUUACUCGAAGAAUUAUUAAGCAAGGUUAAAAUUCAAGAUCCAAGUGCUUUAUUACCGCCCGGUUAUAAAGAAAAUGCCACCUCAUUAUUACCACCGGGAUACAAAAUUGAAUCAAUUAAAACAACUAAAACUGAGGUUACAACCGAAAAAUUAAAAACAACAACUAAAAAAUCAAAAGUUGAUGAGUUAUUUAAAAACACCGUUUCAACCGAUGUUAGUCACUUCUUACCGAAAGGAUAUAAACCGGAUGAAAAUAAAGAAACGGAAACUAAUAGUAAAGGUAAAACCCAAAUUUUCGAAGAAGAUAUUUCGAAAUUCCUCCCACCUGGAUAUUCGAGUAAAACUACAUCAAAACCGCGCGUAAUGAACACCCCGGAAGCAAGCCAAAAUAAAACUCAACCCAAAUCGAAAGAUAUCUCGACACUUUUUGAUGACGCUAAAAGUGAUGAUUUAUCGAAAUUCCUUCCACCUGACUUUAAAUUUAAAUUUAAUCGAAAAUUUUCAACCACAUCCACAACUGAAUCUCCAUCAACUUCGCUUAUUACAUCUACAUCAUCAUCGCCUACUUCUUCUUCACCAUCUACUUCGCCUUCUUCGAACAAUUUCAAAGUGGUGUUUCCAAGUAGACCAGGUCAAAAUCGUAAAACAACUCGAUCGACAACGCCAAAAUCGCCUGAAAAGAAUGAGUCUGUGCCGCCGACGGUUCCGUCGAUACAAAAAGGGUGGCCAUCGAGGGCGACGACGGAAUUUACCGGGUGGCCUACACCAUCGACUACUCCUAUUUCUAUCGAGAAAUUGUUGGCUGCCGCUAAAGAUUUGGCGUCGUCUUCUACGACGGAAACAGAAACGAGUUCGACGUCCACAACGACUACGACAACGACAACCACAACCACUACUAUUAAACCGACCACCCCCGGAAUUUGCAAUGAUGAUUGCGAACUUGGUGGAACCAUUAAGCUGGUUGGUGGGGCUCAAUGGGUUCCGGAAUUAUUGGAUAGGAAUACGAAGGAGUGGCAAAUUUUAGCUAAUGAAGUUGAAUCGCAGUUGGAUCGAGUUUAUAGUAAAUCCAACGUACUAAAUAAAUGGUAUACGAAAAUUCGUAUCGAUGGUUUCAGCGAAGGAAGCGUUUUAGUCGAUUACGUCGUCGUUUUGAACGAUAUAGGGAGAGAGAUAAAUACCCAGGAGUUAAAGAAAAUCUUCCACGACUCAUUGGAUGAUGGAUUAAGAACCUCCAAUAGAGAACCGAAAUCGACCGAUUUGAACGAUUCCGAUAAAGACGAUCGAUUAACUUUAGGAGACUUUAUUGUUGAUCCAAAAUACACCGAUUUUAUCGUAUUACCACCUAUCGUUGUACCAACUGUUGGAUACGCCGAAGACGAUGUUUUGCUUCCUCAAUGGGCUAUUGCAGUGAUUGUAAUUGGAUUAGCUUCUUUAUUGUUUGUAAUCAUCUUUGGAGUCACUGUUCUGGUUAAUCGACAAAAAAAUAACAAGAAGAAACAACCAAUUCCGCUAACUGAAGAUAUGAUUAACGAACUAAAUAAAAAUCACAUGGGUGGAAUAGAUAAUUAUGGAGCUGAUGAUUUAUAUAACAUGGAAGACGUUUGGAAUGACAGACCCUACGACACAAAGCCCAAGAAGAGAUCAUCAGGGUCGAUUCACGAUAAUAGCAUGUCGAAUCUAUACGAUAGCUGGCGUUCGGAAUGGAAUGGAUAUUAUUACAACGCUUAUUACGCGAAUAAUCCAGGAAGUAGUCGUAGAAGAUCCGAUUACGAUACGAAUUUUUAAAAUUAAAAAAUAACGAGACAAAUCUAUAAAUGUAAUUAAAAAAAUAAAAAAAAAAUAGAAGCUCUUUUUCCCGAACAGUUAUUGGCUAUAGGCGCUGUACUUUCUAGUCAAACAGCCGACUGUAAAACGAUGAAAUGUCGUUGUUAACCGGCUGUGAAUGAAGAUGAGUAAAAGGAAA
Onthophagus taurus is the source of this 4915-nucleotide messenger RNA. RefSeq names its product myb-like protein U. The record is from RefSeq and is a predicted model, not a curated record. Lineage: Eukaryota; Metazoa; Arthropoda; Insecta; Coleoptera; Scarabaeidae.